Ilex paraguariensis (yerba mate) is the source of this 2169-nucleotide messenger RNA. The record is from the annotation of a GenBank genome assembly. Lineage: Eukaryota; Viridiplantae; Streptophyta; Magnoliopsida; Aquifoliales; Aquifoliaceae.
AUGGUUGUGAAGAUGAUGAAGUGGAGACCAUGGCCUCCACUCUCAGCCAAGAAAUUCGAGACCAAGAUCAUUAUUCGCCACCUCAAAGAGCUACGCAUAUCUCAACAGGUGAAUGAUGAACAAAUCACUCUUGAAGAUUUUGCAAGAUUUUCUGUUGAGGUAAAGUGGAGAGGCUCAAAGGGCAAUGCUUUCAGCUCUUUGAGAAGAAGUGUGAAAAGAAAUCUCACAAAAGAAGAGGCUUUGAAGGAUAAUGGAGUUGUUGAAUGGAAUGAGGACUUUCAGAAUGUUUGCAGGUUUUUGGUGUAUAAAGAAGGGGGCUUGAAUCAAGCAGAAAAGGAAAAGGUCCAUGUUGUUGCAACUGCGUCAUUGAACCUCGCGGAAAUUGCUUCUGCAGCCGAGGAAAAAGAGAUUGAAAUCAGCAUUCCUCUUGCAAUCUCUAAUGGCAGCAUCGGGUGUAGCCUUUCACUUUGUUUAUUUCUCAGCUUCUCGGAACUAAGAGUUGCCCAGGAACCUUCAGAAAGAGUGAAGAGCUCAUUUGUGUGUCUUCCACUAUCAUCCUCUACUGGAGAAGUUUUAACUAGAGAGAAAGGCGAACCAUUCACUCUUAAAGAAGGUCAGAAGAAAGCAAAAAUCUUCGAAGGAUUAUCAUCUGGAGGAGUGAAGAAGGCAUGUUGUGAAGAAGAGGGCAGUGAUGGAAGAAGCUCAGUCAGAAAUGACGAUGUCGAGUCCAACUACCCAUUUGACACCGACUCACUUGAUGAUCUGGUUGAAGGGGAAUCAGAGAAAGGAAAAGACAAUUCUGGUGUUGGAAUGUCAUUCAGUUAUGGAACAUUGGCCUAUGCAAACCAUGUUGGAGGAUCAUAUUGCUCGAAUACGAGCAGUAGUGAAGACGAGGAUUGGAUCUAUUAUUGCAAUUGCAAAUCAGAUGCAGGGGUGCAUGUUAAGUAUUCAAGCGCAUCAAUGCAUGAUCAGUCCACGCGGCAGAGCUCGAAGCACAGCAUCCUCCCAUGGAGAAAGAGGAGGUUGAGCUUCAGAUCUCCUAAAGUCAAAGGAGAGCCACUAUUGAAAAAAGAUUCUAGAGAAGAAGGUGGGGAUGAUAUUGAUUUUGAUCGUAGACAUCUUAGAUCAUCUGAUGAAUGCACUUUUGAGUGUAAAACUGAAGAAGAUUCAAAUGCAAACAGAUCAUCAAUCUCUGAGUUUGGGGAUGACAGCUUUGCUGUGGGUAGCUGGAAGCAAAAGGAGGUAAUAAGCCGUGACGGGCACAUGAAGCUCCAAGCCCAAGUCUUCUUUGCUUCUAUUGAUCAAAGGAGUGAACGAGCGUCAGGUGAGAGUGCAUGUACAACACUGGUUGCUGUCAUUGCUGACUGGUUCCAGUCCAACCGUGAUGAACAUCCCAUCAAAUCCCAACUUGAUAGUCUGAUACGAGAAGGUUCAUUAGAGUGGAGGAACCUCUGCCAAAUCGAUGCCUAUAGGGAGCAGUUUCCAGACAAACACUUUGACCUUGAUACCAUCCUUCAGGCUAAAAUCCGUCCUCUCUCUGUUGUUCCAGAGAAAUCUUUUGUUGGGUUUUUCCAUCCGGAAGGGCUGGAAGAUGGGGCUUUUGACUUCCUCCACGGAGCCAUGUCCUUUGAUAGCAUCUGGGAUGAGAUCAGUCAAGUUGGGUCCGAAAGCCCUUGCAAUGGUGAUCCUUUAGUCUACAUUGUAAGCUGGAAUGACCACUUUUUUGUCCUGAAAAUUGAAAGAGAUGCAUACUACAUCAUCGAUACAUUAGGUGAGAGACUUUACGAGGGUUGCAACCAGGCUUAUAUCUUGAAAUUUGACAAAGAUACAAUAAUCAAGCGUCUACAUGACAAAAUUCAAUCAUCAGAUGAAAUGGCUGUUGGUGAUAGGAUGCAAACAAGUGAUCCAAAGGAGAUGACUGCAAGUGAAAGAACUAUGAUUAUCAACACUGAGAAUUCGAGAAAUAGCGAGGGAGAAGAUACAGUUGUGUAUAGAGGCAAAGAGUCAUGCAAGGAAUACAUCAAGAGCUUUUUAGCUGCAAUUCCGGUAAGGGAAUUGCAGGUUGAUCUAAGGAAAGGGUUGAUGGCAUCAGCACCCCUUCAUCACCGACUACAAAUUGAGUUCCACCAUACCCAGUGCUCAUGGCCCUUGGCUGAGUUUUCUACAUAA